This is a messenger RNA of Suillus subaureus, 1404 nucleotides long. RefSeq lists its product as uncharacterized. Lineage: Eukaryota; Fungi; Basidiomycota; Agaricomycetes; Boletales; Suillaceae. The transcript is spliced from 2 exons. Gene Ontology annotation, biological process: canonical NF-kappaB signal transduction. The record is from RefSeq and is a predicted model, not a curated record. Bases 215 to 1225 code for a protein of 336 amino acids.
AUCAAAACAGGAAAGGCCAAUGAAGUGGCAACGUGUUAGCCCCAGCAAAAGCAACGAGGCAAACACACGUUCUUGAACAUGUUCAAUUACUCCAGGCUUUCUACAUGCCCUCAUUCGCGUCUAUCACCAGGCCAAGGUAGUGAACUGGGAAGAUAUAACGCAUCACAUUCAUCUUUACGUCCUUCCAAUCUAACCUGCGUCAGAUACUUAGUGAAUGAUGGACCCAGACUACACAUAUCACAUCCGUUCCAGAGCAAUUAGCAGCCCUCACCAUCCUAAUUCGCUUUCCCAACUCAGGUGUACCGAAGUAGUAGCUGAGCUACCAGUCUCCCCAUCACCAGCAUCCCGACUACGCUUUCCACGACAUGAAGAUCGGACUUGCCCAUCUGAUUAUAUCAGCGCCCGUCCUGUCCAAUGGAAACGCUUAAAUCCUCACGCGCUGGCAUGCGUCAAGGAGCAGGAGCACUACAUGCAUGACAGACAUGAAAACCCAACAGAGCAAUGGGUGAACGAUCAGAUUCACUUGGCAAGCCGGCCAAACCAUGGGCGCCGCUGGAUGAAGCCCACGGAGACAGAUGAGCUUCGUCAUAGAAUGCGGGACGAAUUCCUAUACGAACAUGAGGUGGAAGCGCAUGGGUGGAUGACGUACGAAGAAGAGAUGAGACGAAGAAUGCGGGAGCGCGAAGAGGAGAAGAACCGCCUGAUACAAAACGAAGUCAGACGAAUCCAAGCCCGCGUUCGCCAACGGAGGGACAGCGAGAGACAUAUUAUUGCUGAAGAGCGAAGGCGGGAAGCCGAGAAGGCUAAGGAAAAGGUGAUGAGGGACCGAGCAAGGCUGGAACGAGCAAUAAUAGACGCUUGGAACGUAUACGAGUUGCGAUGGGUAGCGCUAUCCGCUGCGUAUGACGGGAUCAUUCUAAAAUUCCGUGAUAUCCCAUGGCCACUACUUACUCCUCCGUUGACUCCAAGUGAAAUCACACCAGAGGGAAUCAGAGCAUUCAUUUUAUCGACAGCCCAUUCCCAAGAGCAGUCCCCGAAGGAGAGGAUACGCGCUGCUCUCCUCCGCUGGCACCCAGAUCGAUUCUGUCGAGUGCUAGGGAGAGUGCGAGAAUCGGAGAGGAAUGCUGUCGAAGAAGGCGUAGGGAUUGUGGUUCGAGUUCUCAACGAUCUUCUAACGAAGGACAACAAGGCCUCUCAAGUGGCUAGACGAGGAUCGAUGUUAUGAGUGAACGGAUUGCACGACGCUGGCGGAGUCGCAAAGGUCUACUCCCAUACCUGGACGCAUAUCGCAGUAUUUCCGUGAUUUUGAUUCUAACUACACUGUGUACAAAAGCAAAGGACGUUCAAGUUCCUGUUAAAAAGGUGUUUUUGUCAUAGCAGACUCCGCCAUUAGCCAUUAAUCUG